Messenger RNA from Adineta steineri, 834 nucleotides. NCBI's taxonomy places the organism in Eukaryota, Metazoa, Rotifera, Eurotatoria, Adinetida, Adinetidae. The record is from the annotation of a GenBank genome assembly.
AUGAAGAAUCGACGAGUAAAACUUCAUAAAAAAUCUAUAAAAAAUGAAGAACAUGUUUAUAUUGAAUUAGAUACAAAAUGCAGUUGUCCGCAAACAUCUAGUAAUGAUCAUGCAUCUAUUCAAUUUGCUCGUCGUUAUCUUGAAUGUCAAGGUUCAAUGCCUAUACGUAUUCUUCGUUCAUAUAUUGAACAAGUUUUACCCCAUUCACCGAUGACACAAGUAUCAAUUUAUGAUUUUAAUGAUAAACUAUUGAAUGAUUCUGUUUGUCUAAAAGACCUUUCAUUACCAUCAUCAACAUUAUAUAUACCUCUUCGUUUUACAAUGGUAAAUACAGUAACAUCAUUUGGUCAUUGUUUAUGUUCAUCUCCGCCAUCUCCGAUAAAAACUUCUUCAUCAUUUUCUCCAACAAUAAUCCGACGUGAAACAAUCAAUCGAACAUUAUCAACAUGUCCAUUAGUUCCAACACCCCCACAUUCACCAUCUUCAUCAACUUCUAUAUCGCCGAUUUUAUCGAAAAAUCCAUUACCUAUUGUUAAUCUUCUAACUCCACCAUCGCCUUCACAUUAUUCAUCAUUUUUAAUUGAUAAUAUUGUUGAAUCGAAUUCUAAUGAUCAAUCUAUAAUUGAUAAAAUAACAUCCGAAUUUGGUGAAAUAUGUCCAACAUUACCACUAGUAAAACGAAAACGACAACGAUUAUUAAAAAAAAUUAUGCCUAAAUCUUCUCCUUUAUCAUCGUCAUCACCGUCAGAUAGUCCUCUUGAUCUCACUGUCAAAAAACGUCCAACUUCAUUCGAUUUGUUUACUAUACAAUCGAAAUGGUUAAAAAUGAUCUAG